GUGCUGUAGCGUGCGUGGCGACAGGCGGAGACAAAAACACAGCUGUGUGAUUUACUUUGAGACAUAACUGGCGAGAUAUAUCUGAGUCUUCUGAAGUAAAAUAAAGUACAUUUGGGAGAUUAUACCUUCCGCGCACAAUACGGAUUCCUUGCCAUGGCAGCCGAGGACGAGAGGGAGGUAGUUCGUGUCAGAGUCAAGAAAUGUGAAGGGGCGUUGCCAGCAGAAUCCCGCUCCUUUGCCGUUGACCCUCUGAUUACCUCCCUGGAUGUGCUGCACCACAUCCUCAUCCGGGCAUUUGAGCUCAACAGGAAGUGUAAUUUUGGGGUGAGUUACCUGUGCCGUGACCAUGGUGACAGUAACCAUGGCGAAGGAGAGGUGUACCAGUCCCUCCUGUCAGACCUGGACCUGGACUCUGCAUUUGCCCGCUCAGCCAAACCCUACCUGCUCUUAAAGAUGGACAUCAAACCAGCUGAGGACAGUCCCCUGUUGGAGGGCUGGGACAUCAUCAAUCCCAAAGAUGUGAUCAGUUCUGACCUGCUGCCCGGAGAGAGGAGGGGUCUGGCUGCUGCCGCCCUCCCCUUCACCCAGUCCCUGCUGUCUCAGGUGGGCCGGACCCUGUCCCGGGUGCAGCAGGCGCUGAGCUGGUCCUCCGGGGAGGAGGGGCAGCCGUUUAAACCCCCCCUGAGUGACUCCGAGUUCCACAGCUUCCUCAACAGCCAGGGCCAGCUGUGCCACCCCGAGGAGCUCCGCCUGCGUAUUUACCAUGGGGGUGUGGAGCCAUCACUGCGCAAGGUGGUGUGGCGGUAUCUCCUGAACGUGUAUCCGGACGGGCUGACGGGCCAGGAGCGGAUCGACUACAUGAAGAGGAAGAGCCGGGAGUACCAGCGGCUCAAGAGGGAGUGGCCCGCACGCGUCGCCCCCGGCGACCUGGACCUCAUCAGGAGCAGCGUGACGAAGGACGUGCGGCGGACGGACCGCACCCACCCGUACUACGCCGGGUCCGAGGACAACCCCCACCUGACCGCCCUGGCGGACCUGCUGACCACCUACGCCGUCACUCACCCACAGGUGUCGUACUGCCAGGGCAUGAGCGACCUGGCGUCGCCCAUCCUGGUCGUCAUGGACGACGAGGCGCACGCCUACGUCUGCUUCUGCGGCCUGAUGCGGCGGCUGGAGGGGAACUUCGCGGCGGACGGCGGGGCCAUGGCGCUGAAGUUCGGCCACCUGCGGCUGCUGCUGGAGCGCUGCGACCCGGAGCUGUUCGCCCACCUGCGGCGGCGCGGCGCCGACGGCCUGCUCUUCUGCUACCGCUGGCUGCUGCUGGAGCUCAAGCGCGAGUUCCCCUUCCAGCACGCGCUGCGCAUGCUGGAGGUCAGCUGGAGCUCCCUGCCCCCGGACCCGCCCGCCACCGAGCUCCGCCUGCUGGCCCCGCCCCCGGACCCGCCCGCCACCGAGCUCCGCCUGCUGGCCCCGCCCCCGGACCCGCCCGCCACCGAGCUCCGCCUGCUGGCCCCGCCCCCGGACCCGCCCGCCACCGAGCUCCGCCUGCUGGCCCCGCCCCCGGACCCGCCCGCCACCGAGCUCCGCCUGCUGGCCCCGCCCCCGGACCCGCCCGCCACCGAGCUCCGCCUGCUGGCCCCGCCCCCGGACCCGCUCGCCACCGAGCUCCGCCUGCUGGCCCCGCCCCCGGACCCGCCCGAGACCGAGCGCCGGCUGCUGGCCCCGCCCCCGGAGGCCGGUGCUAUGGGGUGCGGCCCCAGGGAGGAGGGGGUGGAGUGUCGGGGCAGAGGAGAGGGGGAGGGGGGUUCUCUUUCGGGGGAGCCUGAGGAGAGCGUCGCAGCACACCCCCCCUUUGAGAAGCAGCCCAGUCCCGGGGGGUUUAAGUACUACAGCACCCAUAAGGAGGACGGCUCUGAGCUGGCUCCGCCCCCUGUGAGUGGACGGCAGUCUGAGGAAAGUGGGGACCGCGCAGGCGAUAGAGAGCGCAGUUCUCCUAAAGGCCACACGGGGGCGGCGCUCUCCUCCCCCUCACCGCCCAACACGCUAGCCGCACCUGGAUUUGAACACGCCCCCCCUGCCCCGGUAACCGACAGGGCGCCGCCCUCGCGGGGGGGCCCGUCCACGCCCCCGCCGCUGCCCCCCCCGCAGGAGCUGGGGCAGGGGAACCCCUUCAUGCUGUUCCUGUGCGUGGCCCUGCUGCUGGAGCAGAGGGCCCAGGUGAUGCGGAGCGACCUGGACCAUAACGAGCUGGCCAUGCACUUCGACCGGCUGGUGCGCCGGCACAGCCUGGCCCAGGUGCUGCAGCGCGCCCGGACCCUGUUCGCCCAGUACCUGCAGAGCCAGGAGUGGGACUCGCAGCCGAGCGGAGAGGUCAGCCCCGAAGGCAGGCCACGCCCCCUGCAGCCUCCCACAGGCUCCGCCUCCUCCAACUCCACCUACAGGCUGACCAACACCGUGCCCUCAACGCACCCUCUCCCACCUCCCUCCUGACCAGUGUCAGCACACACACGCUUACGCAGUUAUACUCUCUCUCUCACACACACACAGAAUUAUACUCUCUCACACACACACAC
This is a messenger RNA of Anguilla anguilla (European eel), 2573 nucleotides long. RefSeq names its product TBC1 domain family, member 25 (gene tbc1d25). The record is from RefSeq and is a predicted model, not a curated record. NCBI's taxonomy places the organism in Eukaryota, Metazoa, Chordata, Actinopteri, Anguilliformes, Anguillidae. Gene Ontology annotation, molecular function: GTPase activator activity. Bases 154 to 2490 code for a protein of 778 amino acids. Gene Ontology annotation, cellular component: autophagosome. Gene Ontology annotation, biological process: regulation of autophagosome maturation; activation of GTPase activity. The transcript has 7 exons.